AUGGGAGUUUUCUUAUAUUAUCACUUUCUCUCUCUCUCGCUUUCUUUAUUUCUCUCACGCAAUCUCUCUCUCCCUCUCUCUCGCUUUCUUUCUUUCUUUCUUUCACUCUUUCUUUCUCUCACGCUUUCUUUCUUUCUCUCUCGCUCGCCAGCUUUCAUUCCCGCUCACUCACUCUCUCUCGCUCAUUCUCUUUCUCACUCUUUCCCUAGCCCACUCUCUCACUUGCUCUCUUUCUUUCUCUCUCUCUCAUUCGCUCUCACUCUUUCUCUCUCACUUUCUGUCUCUCUCUCGCUCACUUUUUCUCACUCUUUCUCUCCCCCACUCACUCUCACUCACCCUUUCUCUCCCCAAUAUAUCAUAAACAAUUUAUGUAACAAUUAUUUCACUUUCUCUCUCAAUCUCUCUCCUCAUCUAUCUACCUCUCUAUAUAUAAUCUAUCUAUCUAUCUAUCUAUCUAUCUAUCUAUCUAUCUUCAUGUUUGACUAUCCAAAUCUGUUAGGAUCUAUCUAUCUAUCUAUCUAUCUAUCUAUCUAUCUAUCUAUCUUAUCUAUCUGUCUGUCUAUCUCUUCUCUCUCUCUCUCUCUCUCUCUCUCUCUUUACAGUGAAACUACUCUCCAUCUUCCUUUUACCUCUCUCUUUUUUGUCUCUCUACCUUUGCCACUAACUACAUUGGUCUGUCCAUUUCAAGCUACCGAUAAAACCAUACAACACUCUGUAAACUCAGUUCAUUAUCUAUCUAUCUAUCUAUCUAUCUAUCUAUCUAUCUAUCUAGAUCUCUUCAUUAUCAAUCUAACUAUCUAUCUAUUUAUUUAUCUAUCUAGAUCUCUUCAUUAUCUAUCUAUCUAUCUAUCUAUCUAUCUAUCUAUCUAUCUAUCUAUCUAUCUAUCCGAUUUUUCAUCCUUUCCUCUGUCUAUUUCAGUAUCCAUCUAUCUAUCUAUCUAUCUAUCUAUCUAUCUAUCUAUCUAUCCGAUUUUUCAUCCUUUCCUCUGUCUAUUUCAGUCUUCAUCUAUCUAUCUAUCUAUCUAUCCGAUUUUUCAUCCUUUCCUCUGUCUAUUUCAUCUUCAUCUAUCUAUCUAUCUAUCUAUCUAUCUAUCUACUUAUAUAUAUAUAUAUGUGGUAAUUACAGACUUUUACAGUUUCAUCAUAAAUAUUUCUCCCAACUUCUUCCCCUUUCACUCUUUCUUUAUUUCAUUCUUUCCUAUCUCUCAAACCCUCUCUCCGUCUUUCUAUCCACAUUUUUUUAUCUAUCUAUCUAUCUAUCUAUCUAUCUAUCUAUCUAUCUAUCUAUCUAUCUAUCCCAUCUUUUCACUAUCUAUCUAUCUAUCUAUCUAUCUAUCUCUUCAUUAUCUAUCUAUCUAUCUAUCUAUCUAUCUAUCUAUCUAUCUCUUCACUAUCUAUUUAUCACAUCACUUCACUAUCUAUCUAUCUAUCUAUCUAUCUAUCUAUAUCGAUCUCUUCCGAUCAUGA
This is a messenger RNA of Acanthosepion pharaonis, 1467 nucleotides long. Lineage: Eukaryota; Metazoa; Mollusca; Cephalopoda; Sepiida; Sepiidae. The record is from the annotation of a GenBank genome assembly.